GCCUAAGAAAACAAAAUAAUCGAUAGUUUUUUUUUUGGUGAAUAUUCUCUGUUGGGUUUCUUAAAAGUUUAUCCGCCCUAUAAAUGGCAAUUUUCGAGUGGCGGAAGUUUACCUUUUUCGAUCUCCGCAAAGGAGUCGACAAGGAGCAAGUGGCACAAACGUUACAAGGAGCACGGAUCACAGCGACUGCCAGUGGCAGCAAUUUGUUUAUAAUAUGCGAUGCUGAUGGGAUGAUUCAUACUUUCACCCGAUCUUGGGAACCGGUCAGCUUUAAAGGACAUGAAGGUUCCAUACUGUUGUGUGAUGUUGCGAAGCAAAUGAAUGUGCUUAUUACCGUCGGAGAAGACGUAAACGGACCAUCGUACAAGGUAUGGAAUCUAAACAAAAUAUCCCCGGUGGCGGGAGCACAGCUAUUUCGCACCGUUCGUAUGAUGGUUUCCGUUCCAAGUGCUUUGGCUAUUUCGGAAGGAGGCCAGUUUAUGGCAAUUGGUUUUGCAAAGGGGAGCAUUUCUCUAUACCGAGGCGACGCUAGUCGAGAUCGAUCGAAAACCUUGAAACAGCUUACCGCUGGCACGGCAUCAAUAACUGGAAUCGCAUUUAAGCAUUUUAGUAAAAUCACUCAAAUGUUUGUCUGUUCGGAUUCCGGUGUUUACCUGUAUAAUUUACAAAGUCGCGAUAAGGAAAUUCGAGUAAUACUGGAUACCAUCAAUUCACCGGUGGGUUGCUGUGCACUGCAGACGGGUCAUAACGAGGGCCAUUUUAUGGUUGGUCGAGAUGACGCCAUUUAUUGCUACACCUCAGAUGGCAGGGGACCUUGCUACGCACUGGCGGGAAAGAAAACGCUAUUGCAUUGGUUCCGAUCGCAUCUGUUAAUUGUGUCGAAAAAUUCUCGAACCAGCGGUGCAAAUGCCAACGGAUAUGUGCUGACAGUUAUUGAUAUUCAGAACAAAUUUAUUGUUUUUACUUGUCCCAUUGAGGAGGUGGUUGCAUUUCUUACGGAAUUUGGAUCAUGUUACAUUUUAACGGAAAGCAAACAGAUUCUACAUCUAGACGAGAAAGAUUUGCAAAGCAAGCUAAAUUUGUUGUUUAGAAAGAAUUUAUACGACAUUGCGGUGCGGAUAGCGAAAAGCAAUCAAUACGACGCUGAUGGUUUGGCUGGAAUUUUCAAGCAAUACGGUGAUCAUUUGUACAGUAAGGGUGACUUCUCCGGAUCGGUAGAUCAGUACAUCAAAACGAUUGGAUUUCUAGAGCCAUCGUACGUAAUUCGUCGAUUCUUGGAUGCCCGACACAUCCACUAUCUAACGGACUAUCUGCAGGCAAUCCAUAAAUCUGGUCGUGCAUCAGCGGAUCAUACAACGUUGUUGUUAAACUGUUUCACUCGGCUUGAUCGUACGGAACAGUUGCGGCAAUUUCUGGAAAAUGAAAAUAAGCUCAACUUGUUCGAUGUGGACGUUGCGAUAAAAGUUUGUCGAAAUGCCUCCGUAGAGCAGGCUCUAUCUUUGGCCAAAUUACACGGAAAACACGACUUGUGUCUUAGUAUCCUCACGGAAGACCUGCGCCGUUAUGAUGCUGCUUUGAAUUACAUACAACAGUUGGAAUUUUCGGAGGCUGAGAUACAUAUUAAAAAAUAUGGAUUACUACUUAUGGAAAACUGUCCCGAAGAAACAAUUCAGCUUUUGAAAAAACUAUGCUCAGAUUACGUUGCGGGAAAUGCGUUAGGGACGAAUUUGUUGCAAGAUCACUUUGGCAACGAUGAACGGAAUAACUCGAUCGAUGAUGGACUCAACAGCAAAUGUGAUAAUCCGGAGGAUUUCAUCCAUCUCUUCUCGGAUGAAGAAUUGCUGAUUGAUUUUUUGGAGCAUCUGAUUAGAAACCUUCCAUCUUGCAGUAAAUUUGUAUACAACAGUUUGAUUGAACACUAUCUGUAUCGCUGGCAGCAAGAACCUGCGAUCGAGCGUAAAUUACUAGAAGUGCUGAGAAACAAUGCCGAAUGUUAUGAUAAGAAUCAUGUGCUCAUCCAGUGUCGAGUGUAUCAGUUCUGGCCCGGUGUAAUGUAUAUCUACGAGGAAGACAAACUUUACCAUUUGAUCAUACGGCACUGUUUGAAAAAUAAGGAUUAUGAAAAUCUGAUGGCAUACUGCAGAAAACUUGGCCAGAGUGAUGCCACUCUUUGGUUGCUGGCAUUGAAUGGGUUGAAGAAUGAUACUGGUGCUCCGCCGAAACUGCUGUCCCAAGUGCUACAGGUUAUAGCCCAGGAAAAGCUGCAGGCGCCAUUGCAGAUUCUCAACUGCCUGGCAGUGGACAAUGGACCAACACUGUUGCCGGUGCGCGACUACUUUAUGCAGGUAUUUCAAAAGGAACAGGAAUCGACACGGCACGAUGAAGACCUAACGCAUGAAUACAACGAAGAAUCGGUGUCCAUCAAGAAACACAUCAAACAACUGCAGGACGGUAAUGUUGAGUUCCGGAAUACGGUUUGCGAUACCUGCAAACAACCUCUAUCCUGGCCGGCAUUGUUUUUCUUGUGCAGACAUUCCUACCAUCAAGACUGCAUUCGUGGUUAUUCGGAAACCGAACGGGACUGCCCAGUGUGCAAUAAGAAAAAUAUUCAACUAAUGGAUGCAUUUCGAGCUCAGAGUGAAUCCCGUGGUCAGCAUGAAGUGUUCCACAAUUUGCUCGAUCGAUCCUCGGAACCAUUUUCCGUGGUAGCCGAAUACUUUGGUCGAGGUUUAUUCAACAAAUUGCUCAUCGUUGAGGAACAAGACCGUCAUUCUGAGCCUCUAGCGACAUCCACUGAGACCGACGUGCGGAAUCUGGCAAAGCGAACCGAACAAAUACGUCUGGCUGAUACGAGUUCCAAGCCCUACGGAAACUACGGCGCAGGAGCUGAGGCUAGAAUGCGCCAGGAGGAGGGCCGCCACGCUCAGGUACGCUUGGAAGCACAGGAAAGUGAAAUGCGUCUCCGCCUGAUGGAACAAGAGCGCAUUCGUCAACGAAAUCAAGCAGCUCUUCUAGUGCAACAGCAGCUGAAACUACGUGACGAUCGCAGUCCCAAACGGUCUCCGUAUGGUAGUCCGAAACCACCCUCAACGUUGGCAAAUUAUCCUCAGGCGGUGACCAGCGCGAGCGGUAAAGUAGCAGUAGCAGUAGCACCAGCUCCUGCAGCUGCCAAGAAUCCUUUCGAGGAAGAGGAAGAUUCGGUUGGUUAUGAUAAUACCAAAAAUCCAUUUGCUGUCGAUGGAGCGGAAGCGAAGAAAGCUGCAGAUGCGGGAAAUCCUUUUGAACAGGAGUACGACAGCAAUCUGGAUCCGUUCGCUGAGUAGACUGGGAUGUGACAUUUUAAUUAGGCUCAUCUGUGAAAUUACUUUAUACCAAGGAGAUAAUUUUUUUUCAGCAGAUAUAUAUAGAAGGUCCUGGAGAACCUAUACGCUGCAGUUAU
Sabethes cyaneus is the source of this 3439-nucleotide messenger RNA. It is a transcript of the gene Vps11, whose product is annotated as vacuolar protein sorting-associated protein 11 homolog. Gene Ontology annotation, molecular function: metal ion binding; protein-macromolecule adaptor activity; protein binding. The record is from RefSeq and is a predicted model, not a curated record. Lineage: Eukaryota; Metazoa; Arthropoda; Insecta; Diptera; Culicidae. Gene Ontology annotation, cellular component: endosome; HOPS complex. Bases 84 to 3323 code for a protein of 1079 amino acids. The transcript is spliced from 6 exons. Gene Ontology annotation, biological process: vesicle-mediated transport; intracellular protein transport; vacuole organization.